UGUGUCCCACUCUUAAACUGAGAUCAGCCGAUUCGGCACGGCAGUGAGAGCGGGACAGCAUUCCCGCCAAGAAAGACUCGAAAGGGUUUGAUCCUAGGAUGGAGGAAGAAAUGGAAUGACCCAGGAAGCUGAAGCUGGUUGGAUCCAUGAGUCACGAAUAAGGGCGGGCAGCUGUCGGUUGUAACCAUCACCUCUUUGAUUAUGGUGUGACUAGUUUCACACUAAGUAGACUAGGGACUGUGACUGGACUUGUAAAUGGACACUUGUCCACAUGAACGAGAGCCAGAAUAGCUUUCUAACCAUUAUAUGGAGACUGUUUCCAGUUAAAGUCAUUGAGCCUGGUACUUACCAUCAAUGCUUGACAUUCAAGACAUUUUUGAUUCCUAUUUUUAUAAAUCAAGUUCUGAGAAGUUAAAAAAAAAAAAAACCUGAAUGAAAUAGUGUCACAAUGUAAAGAAAACCGUAUAGAUGUUACCCUGUAGUGGGUUCUCUUAAUUUUAUUAUGCUAUAAAAUGGAACAGCAGGUGUUCACAGGUACUAAGUGGGUUGUGUGCCAAUAUCACCAAAGCUUUCAGUGCCAACCAAAUUAGUUGGCUUUUGGCUACUUUUUUUUUUCCUAUUAAAAAUUUAUUACAAGAAAUGGACUCUGAAUUCACCAAAGACUAGUGCUGUACUCACAAAAAUCAUUUGGCCAUGUUAGAAGACACGUUUUGGGAAGAAGAAAUCUGGGAAUAUAAAUGUAAAAGAAAACCCAAACCCGUACAUCCAAAUAAUUGUUCUGAAAAUAUUUCAGAAUCUGUUGAAAAAGCAACAGAUGGAAAACACCAGUCAAAAGGAAAAGGACAUGAAAAGGGGACUUCAGAAAACCCAGGCAAGACGAAGGACCACAAAGCGUGCCUUGCAGAAACAGGCAGUCAGAUUUCUGCAGGUUCCAGUCAGAGUUCGAGCUGUAGAGAUGAGAGUCAGCAGUCUCAAAGCAAAGAGACAACACCGAAAAAGCAACAUAGAACUCGCAGAGGGAAGCAAGUGACCCCGAAGGUGCGCCCCGUUUAUGAUGGAUACUGCCCAAGCUGCCAGAUGCCCUUCUCCUCAUUGCUGGGUCAGACGCCCCAGUGGCAUGUGUUUGAGUGUUUGGAUUCUCCACCUAUCUCUGACACAGAAUGUCCUGAGGGUUUGCUGUGUACCUCCACAAUUCCUUCCCAUUAUAAGAAAUACACUCACAUCCUGCUCGCUCAAAGUCGAGAUAGCAAGGAGCCUCUGGGCAGCCCCCCGGAUGCAUUGGCUGGGCUGUUUGCUGCAGCGGCGCCAGGUUCUCCUUGUCACCUUGAGGAAAGACGGUCUAUGACUCUGGAAACUGAGAACUUAAGAAAAGUCUUAGAUCACUCUUUGUUGAUGAUGCAGUAUCUAAAAACAUCUCAGCCUCCAGCUGAAACCAACAGGAAGAAUGUCUCUUCCCCAUGUUCUCAAACAUCGCCAGUUCCACAGUGUGCAGAGUUCGUCAAGAGAGACCAGCUGGUGGGAGGUGGAUCGCCUCUUGCUGAGGUUGCAUUAAACAGCCAAAGCAAGUCAGGGAGUAUGGGUUUGCCAUUGCCAGAAAAUGACGCUGACAGCUGUGAGAUCUCUUAUUCUCCGCUGCACAGUGAUGAAGAGACUUACGACGUAGACCAAGAGCUGGAUGAUUCACAGCAGGAACUAUUUUUUACCCAAAGCUCUAAAGACAGCAGCCUAGAAGAAGAUGGCUCUGCCAUAUUUGAAAACCUUCAUGGUCCCUCCCCAAAGGAAGCAGAGGGGAUCUGGCCCACAGCGAAGAGCCUGGUUACCCAGGCUAGGUGUAGUGCACCGAGUGAAGGCAGUACACUAAGUGACUCUUUUCUGCUUCUCUCCAACACCUCGAACAGGCUUUCCCAAGAAGACCCAUCACACACAGAUGCGGCCUUCCACUUGCUUUCACCUGCGUUGGCAGUGGGAGGUGCUGCUUCUAAUUAUAGGACCAGUAAGGCCAAGCCUGAUGAGCCAGAAAAAUUCCUCUCACUUGCAUCAAGUCAUCAGCAACAGAAAAUUGAAACGUCAGCUGUUGGCAAUCAUAUUUCUCUGCCAUUACUUACAAGGGCCAGGUCAAAGCCACUUGAAAAGGAGGGAGGCGAGCGUCUGCCUUUGCAUCCAACCCAAAGUCAGACCAGAGGAUCACCGCGCAAGGGCUUGGGUGCUGCAGGUGCUAACUGUGCCUGCAGGAAUGCACAGAAGCGCUCUAGCAUGCCUCUUGACAAGCCCUUGGGCACAUCGCCUGCCAGUCCCAAGGGCAGCCCGAGCCAACCGUCUAAGAAAGUAAUGAAGCAAAUGGAUAUAGGCGUGUUUUUUGGACUACCACCCAAAAGACAAGAGAUGUCACUGCAGGAAAGUGCAUCAGAAGGGCCCAAUGUCAGUCCAGUUGUGAGUCCCAACCAAAAGAGGCCCUGGUUGUGCAAGAGGAAAGCUCAGAGCUCUCUGAGUGACUUAGAGUUUGAUGCAAAGAAUUUAAAGGCGAGUCAGCACUCUGAGGAACCGUCUGGAGAGAAGACGCAGCAUCGAAGAAAGAGACAUAAAACGUCAAAUUCACCACGGGAAGGAACAUACCAGAGAAGGUCAGGCCACCUCAUGAACAACCCAGAGUUGGGAACCGUCAGCCUCAGCAAAGGCAAAGCCUUUGUAAGACGGACGCGUGGCAGGACGCAGAGAGGGAACAUGAACAUUUCAGAGUCCUCUGGUACAGGGGAAGUGAGAAGAACAUGUCCGUUCUAUAAGAGAAUCCCCGGGACUGGCUUCACUGUGGAUGCUUUUCAGUACGGUGAGAUCGAAGGCUGCACCGCCUACUUCCUUACACAUUUCCAUUCUGAUCAUUAUGCCGGGUUGUCCAAGGACUUCACAAGGCCAGUCUAUUGCAGCGAGAUAACGGGCAAUCUGUUGAAGAAGAAGCUUCGAGUGCAAGAGCAAUACAUCCAUCAGCUGCCGAUGGACACCGAGUGUGUCGUGGACAGCGUCAGGGUGGUUUUGCUGGAUGCCAAUCACUGUCCAGGUGCUACCAUGAUCCUUUUCCAGCUUCCCAACGGUGCUGUCAUACUGCACACCGGAGACUUCCGAGCCGACCCCAGCAUGGAACGCUCUCUCCUGGCGAGCCGCAAAGUCCACACACUGUUCCUAGAUACCACAUACUGCAGCCCAGAAUAUACCUUCCCGUCACAGCAGGAGGUUAUCCAGUUUGCCAUCAACACUGCCUUUGAGGCUGUAACUCUAAACCCACGUGCCCUUGUCGUCUGCGGCACCUACUGCAUCGGAAAGGAGAAAGUCUUCCUAGCCAUUGCCGAUGUUUUAGGUUCAAAGGUGGGCAUGUCCCAAGAAAAGUAUAAAACCUUGCAGUGCCUCAAUAUACCAGAAGUCAGUUCCCUCAUAACCACAGACAUGUGCGACUCUUUGGUUCACCUCCUCCCAAUGAUGCAAAUUAAUUUUAAGGGUUUGCAGAACCAUUUGAAGAAGUGUGGUGGGAAAUACGAUCAGAUUUUGGCGUUCCGACCCACAGGAUGGACACACUCUAACAACAUAACCAGCACAGCGGAUAUUAUUCCCCAGACAAAAGGAAAUAUAUCGAUAUAUGGGAUUCCCUACAGUGAACACAGCAGCUACUUAGAAAUGAAGCGUUUUGUCCAGUGGCUGAAGCCACAGAAAAUCAUCCCCACUGUCAAUGUCGGCAGCUUUCAGUCUAGGAACGCGAUGGAGAAAUACUUUAAGGAGUGGAGACUGGAAGCCGGAUACUGAUGCUGUCACAGACGUCAGCUGGGUUCCGUACGGCAGGCGGCGAUAAUGAAAUCUAAAUUGAUGUGAGGUUCGGGCCAUGAGAACAGUCUCAGGACUGCGCUCCUCCCUCGCUUUGAACAGUGAUACACCCAAGGUGCUGGGUGCCUUCAGAACCCCCAGUGACCACUGAGAGUAGCUCUUCCCAGUCCCUUUCACUCUGAAUCUCUUCCCCAUGGGUUAACGGCCAUCUGCAGCAAACAUGGAGACCAGCCACCAAGCAUUAUCUAUAUAGUAAUGAAACGAACCUUUUAUAUGAUAUGUAUUCUUAAAUAAAAUUUAAUAUAGAACUUA
Messenger RNA from Mus caroli (Ryukyu mouse), 4119 nucleotides. It is a transcript of the gene Dclre1a, whose product is annotated as DNA cross-link repair 1A. Gene Ontology annotation, molecular function: damaged DNA binding; 5'-3' DNA exonuclease activity. Gene Ontology annotation, biological process: interstrand cross-link repair; double-strand break repair via nonhomologous end joining. Lineage: Eukaryota; Metazoa; Chordata; Mammalia; Rodentia; Muridae. The record is from RefSeq and is a predicted model, not a curated record.